Linum tenue is the source of this 2717-nucleotide messenger RNA. Lineage: Eukaryota; Viridiplantae; Streptophyta; Magnoliopsida; Malpighiales; Linaceae. The record is from the annotation of a GenBank genome assembly.
AAGAUAUUGGUGCUGGUAGCUUAUCCAGAAAAUAGAAAGUCAGCCUCACUUCCAAGUUCCAAGUUCCAACUCCAGUUGCACUCGGCGGCUGGGGGAUCUCCUUCAUCCGCAUUCAAAGUUGUAACCGCUCAAAAGCUUCUCAUUUCUCUUCGAUCCGCAAAUUCCAACCAUGGUUCUCUCCCAGUGGCUCUCCCGCUUCCGCAUCGCUUCGCAAACGGCCUUCUCCACUCUCCGCAACUCCUCUUCUUCUUCUCCCUCUCCCUUCCGCAUCUUCCGAACGCAUACCAGUUCCCUCGCCGCCUACUCAGUCGAUUCCGGCGGCGCACGGAAGCCGCCUUUCUCCUUUCUUUGGCCCGCCUCCCUGGUUCCUCUGAGUGUUGCUCUGAUCUCUGCCGGCUCUCUCGCUGCUCAGCCGCAGCCUUCCCUCUGCGAUCAUGAUUCGAAUCUCGAGAAUCAUCCUCGCAUUGGAGGCAAAGGUAGCACGGAUUUCGUGGUGAAAGGUUCGCACAAGCAGGUUCCAAAAGAGUUGCUCGACGAAUUAAAAGCUAUCUGUCAGGAUAAAAUGACCUUGGAUUUUGAUGAAAGGUACUUCCACGGGAAGCCACAGAAUAGCUUCCACAAGGCAGUAAACAUCCCCGACGUCGUUGUUUUUCCAAGGCAGGUUUCGCACUCGACCCUAACUUUUAUUUUUCCUGCUUACAUUUUGUCAGAGGAGGAAAUUUCUAGAAUUGUCAAAUCUUGUAACAAGCAUAAGAUACCUAUUGUGCCAUAUGGUGGUGCUACAUCAAUUGAGGGUCACACCUUGGCACCUCAUGGUGGUGUUUGUGUUGACUUAUCUGAUAUGAAGAAAGUUAAAGCAUUGCACGUCGAGGAUAUGGAUGUGAUUGUGGAGCCUGGGAUUGGCUGGAUGGAACUUAAUGAGUACCUUGAGCCGUAUGGUCUAUUUUUUCCUCUAGAUCCGGGUAACAUACUUUACUAUUCUCGAUGCCCUAAGCAACAAAUGCUGCAAUGUGAGACAGUCCUGGUGCAACCAUUGGGGGAAUGUGUGCAACACGUUGCUCAGGUUCGCUGGCGGCAAGCAUUUAGGUACGGGACUAUGAGAGACAAUGUCAUUAAUCUCAAGGUUGUUCUUGCAAAUGGAGAAGUGUUGAAGACGGCUUCACGUGCCCGGAAAAGUGCUGCUGGGUAUGACUUGACUCGUUUGAUGAUUGGAAGCGAAGGAACCCUCGGCAUUGUAACAGAGGUCACUCUUCGACUCCAGAAGAUUCCACCACAUUCAGUGGUGGCUAUGUGCAAUUUUCCAACAGUUAAGGAUGCAGCAGAUGUUGCAAUUGCAGCUAUGCUAUCUGGCAUUCAGGUAUCUAGGGUGGAGCUAUUGGAUGAGGUUCAGGUGAAAGCUGUGAAUAUUGCCAACGGAAAGAACUUGCCUGAACUCCCUACUUUGAUGUUUGAAUUCACUGGCACAGAGGCAUAUGCACAUGAGCAGACUCUGAUGGUUCAGAAGAUCGUUUUGGAACACAAUGGCUCUGAUUUUGUUUUUGCAAAAGACCCCGAGGCCAAAAAGGAACUCUGGAAGGUAAGGAAGGAAGCUCUAUGGGCUUGCUUUGCUAUGGAGCCCAAAUAUGAAGCAAUGAUUACCGAUGUAUGCGUUCCGUUAUCAAAGCUUGGAGAAUUGAUCUCCAAGUCCAAAGAGCAGUUGGAUGCAUCGGACCUUAUUUGCACGGUUAUUGCCCAUGCCGGUGAUGGAAAUUUCCACACCGUGAUUCUCUUUGACCCUAAUGUGGAAGAGCAGAGAAAGGAAGCAGAGAGACUUAACAAUAUCAUGGUUAACUCUGCCUUGUCAAUGGAAGGAACAUGCACUGGUGAACAUGGAGUUGGGACGGGGAAAAUGAAGUAUCUGGAAAAGGAACUGGGGAUCGAGAACUUGAAGACGAUGAAAAAGAUCAAAGACGCAUUAGAUCCCAACAAUAUAAUGAACCCAGGAAAACUCAUUCCACCCCAUGUUUGCUUCUGAACUAGCAGCGCCGCUGCAGCCCUUGAUAUCUGCUUGCUUGAAGAAAUAUUUUCUAUAUGGUAAUUUUGUACUCAACAAGCCAGGAUCUAUGUGCCCGAAGAAAGAUUUUCUAGUUGGUACCAUUAAGAUCCAGGGUUCCUGCGACUGUGUAACACCCUAGGUGAUCGAAGAAGUCUUGGCGAGCUCUAAUGGCGGAAAUGGGGUGAGAAGUGAGGAAGAAGAUAACAGAAUAGAGAGAGAAAGGGAAGAGAGAGAUAGAGAGAGUAAAGGAGGGAAAAUUGGUUUCGUAUCCGUUAAUAGCCGUUGGGUUCUUACAUGCAGGUUAUUUAUACCUGUACGGAACAAUUACAAUUUAGUCCUUACAAGUCUUCCCGCCUUACAACUUCAUCCUUUAUCCGUUUUGUUCUGUACAAUUAAGUUCUGAUUGUUACAAACCCCUCUCCUUUAGCAAAUACUUGACAUCAAGUCUUGAAUGUUGGAAAUCGGAUCUUCAGCUUUUCCAGAUACUCACAUGUUGCAUCCUCUUCGUUUUGGUCAUCAUAAUCUGGCAGCACGGGCUGAGAAGUGAUGGCGCUUCCAUUAUCCCGCUUUAACAAGGACACAAGGAAAACUGGAUGGAUGUUGGAACCAUUGGGUAGCUUGAGUUUGUAUGCAACAACUCUCGUCUUCUGCAAUAUAUUAAAACGUCAAUAGUACUUAGAAG